Messenger RNA from Exophiala spinifera, 591 nucleotides. RefSeq lists its product as uncharacterized. The transcript has a single exon. Bases 1 to 591 code for a protein of 196 amino acids. NCBI's taxonomy places the organism in Eukaryota, Fungi, Ascomycota, Eurotiomycetes, Chaetothyriales, Herpotrichiellaceae. The record is from RefSeq and is a predicted model, not a curated record.
AUGGCACCGACGUUCAACUUUACCUCGGACCCGACACUUUCAUCUUUCGCCGUCAACCUGCAGACGUACAUUGCCAGCGACCCAGGCCGAGAGACUUCCUCAGCUGACACAGUAAAGUUUCAAUAUGUCGCGGUGGGAGCCAUUGUCUUCGCCUCCUCCGACCCAGAGCGUGUCCUACUGGUUCAGCGUGCUGCAACUGACAGUGCGCCGAACAGAUGGGAAGUUCCAGGCGGUGCUGCCGAUUUUGAGGAUCCGUCAAUUCUCCAUAGCGUGGCUCGGGAGCUGUGGGAAGAAACAGGCCUGACAGCGGAGACGAUCGGUCCUCAAGUUAGCGACGAGGUCGUUUUCCUCACACGAUCGGGCAAGAUGGUCUGCAAGUUUCACUUUCUGGUCGAAGCGAAAAGAAAUUCCACUGGUGCUUUGAAUGUCAUGCUGGACCCAAAGGAACAUCAGAAUUACCUAUGGGUCACCGAAGAACAGGUCAGAGCGAGGCGCGUGGAUGAUCGCGAUCUGAAGUUUACGAGUAAAGAUCAAGAAGCCGCCAUUAUUGAAGGAUUUGAAGUACGCAGACGCUUGAAAGGGGAGAGAUAG